Phycomyces blakesleeanus NRRL 1555(-) is the source of this 549-nucleotide messenger RNA. RefSeq lists its product as hypothetical. The record is from RefSeq and is a predicted model, not a curated record. The coding region runs from base 1 to 549 and encodes 182 amino acids. Lineage: Eukaryota; Fungi; Mucoromycota; Mucoromycetes; Mucorales; Phycomycetaceae. The transcript has 2 exons.
AUGUUUUUUGGUACUACUAUAUUACACUUGAGAGUUGUCCUAUUAUACUUGUGUUCCUUGUCACUUGGCUUGACUCACUGCUACUGUCACCCAUUUUUGGCGCUCUUUAUGAACAGUUCUGAGUCAGAAGCCGAAGGAAAAGGCGAAAUAUGUGACAAUUUUAUAAGUAGAAAUGUAAACAAGGAAUCUCAAAAUAUUGAACGCAUGUACGGGCCUGGGACUUUAUGUCCAAUAUCUCCACCGUUCCCCGUUAGCCUUUACCAUCUUUGCCCACCCGAGGUUGUGCCUAUGAGAACAGACUUGGUCUGGUACCGUUGUAUAGUCAGGUUCCAUAAAUGGAUCGUCCGAGUUUCUAAACGAAAUAUCUCUUUGGAGUUCUUAUCCCUGUUGAAAUCCGUUCCCAAUCCAGGUGUCUUCAGUACCCAGUUACUUAUUCUUAAUUCUUUCAUGCCAUUUAUUUUUUCUUACAUAUUUAUACCAUCUGUGUUCUUACCAGUUGUAUUAUUUAUCUUAAUCUUAGACUUUUUCAAAGCUGUUUUCCUCGACUAG